Messenger RNA from Sorghum bicolor (sorghum), 2861 nucleotides. RefSeq names its product squamosa promoter-binding-like protein 2. The coding region runs from base 1417 to 2628 and encodes 403 amino acids. Lineage: Eukaryota; Viridiplantae; Streptophyta; Magnoliopsida; Poales; Poaceae. Gene Ontology annotation, molecular function: DNA binding. Gene Ontology annotation, cellular component: nucleus. The transcript has 3 exons. The record is from RefSeq and is a predicted model, not a curated record.
UUCCCAACUUUUGUAUUGUACUUUUUCCCUGCCCUCCACCCGCCUACAAAAGGUGGAGGGAGGAGGAGCCUCUGCACUUAAGUUAGUCCUUCUCAUCAUCUCCUCUCCGGGUCUCUGUUAACGAGUAUUUUAUUUUAUUUUAUUUUUAAGAGGAGUGGUGCCUGGUGGUAGUAGCUCUCCUCAUCUUUGCCCAUUUGCUGGUGCACAACUAAUCUGCAGUGACUGAGCUUCCUUGCUUGCUUGCAAUUGAAACCCAGCCCUGGAAGAAACCAAUCCUCAACCUCAAGGAGGCAACAGGGGGCAAAGGCUACUCCUAAUAAUCCUAUAGGCUGCUGAGCUGAGGAAGCAAAGCAAAGGAAAAGGCAGUAGCUAGCAGCUAGCAGCAACCACCAAAGAUGGGGGAAGGGGAAUCCUUCCUGCCCUCUUGAUGGAUUGAUGAUGUUCUUUGCUGCAUUGGUUUCAGGCUCUCUCUCUCUCUCUCCGUCCGUCCUCCGCUUGCUUCUUGUUCGAGAGUGGUAGCUGCUUCUUCUCCUUCCCUUUUUUAUCUGUCUCUCUGAAUCUUUUGCUUGCUGUCUGAUUCCUUCUCCUUCCCACCUACCCUCCCUCCCCAACCACACAUCACACACGCACACACACACACACACAGUGUAUUGUUACUGCCAUUGGUAAAUAUAAAAGGAGGGAGCAGUGGAGGUGGAGGUGGAGGUGGAGGUGAGGUGCCCCCAGCUCGCCUCUCGGCAAUUAUUGCCACCUUUGGAGUUUGGAGUCCUCCAAUAGGAGUCUCCUCCCUCCGUCGUCCUCUUCCUGUGCUGUCUGCAACCACUGCCCUCCUCUUCCUUCCCUUCACCCCUCGCCUUUUCUUGGACCGGGGUUGGUGCUUGCUUCCAUCCAUCCGUGUCCUCCGCUCGCUUUAAAGCUUAAGCCACCGCUCGCUGCAGCUGCCCCCGGCCGCCUGGCCUAGCAGCAGCUCACUGUGCUGUACUGCUGUGAGAGAGCACCCACGACGCACGACCACGAGCACGAGCCCAGCCCUCGCCUCGUCCCCUUCCUUUGUUCUUGGAUUCUUAAUUGCAUGCUGUUGCUGCUGUGAUCUCCGUCCCGUCCUCCAAAGCUUUUGCUUGCUUGCAAUCAACUUUGCUUUUGGGGUCUCUCUCUGUCUACUCUCCCCGGCCUCUUUCCGUCCUAGCGAGCAGUUGUCUGUCUCCGACGACCUGCUUCUGCGCAGGCAGCAGCAGAGCAGAAAGGCCCCCUCCCAAAAUCCACCAUUUGGAGCAGCCAGCCGCCGCCAGCGACGACGGUGCCUUCCUGGUCGAGUUGAGUCCCAAGGAGAGAGCUGCUACUACGUGCUACUCCCAGGCAGCAAGGAUCCCGAGAACAAGCAAUAACGUACACGCUCGUUGGGACAAGCCUGUCGCCAUGGACUGGGACGCCAAGAUGCUUCCUGCCUGGGACCUCGGCACGGUGGUCGGGCCCAGCAGCAGCGGAGGCGUAGGCGUAGGCGGUGGCGGCGCGCUGGACCUGAAGCUGGGCGCGCCGACGAGCUCGAGGGUGGUGGCCACGGCCGCCGCGGCCGUCGGUGCCGCGCCCACGCUGCCGUCAGCGAACCAUCCGCCUCCGCCGGCACCGGCACCGGCACCGGCGCCGUCGUCGUCCGCGCCGGCGAAGCGGCCGCGGCCGGGGCACGCGCAGCAGGCGGUGCCGGCGUGCUCCGUGCAGGGCUGCGACGCCGACCUGUCCCGCUGCCGCGACUACCACCGCCGCCACAAGGUCUGCGAGGCGCACUCCAAGACGCCCGUCGUCACCGUCGCCGGCCAGCAGCAGCGCUUCUGCCAGCAGUGCAGCAGGUUUCAUCUGCUCGGGGAGUUCGAUGAGGUGAAGAGGAGCUGCAGGAAGCGCCUUGAUGGGCACAACCGCCGCCGCCGGAAGCCACAGCCGGACCCUCUCAACCCUGCCGGCUUGUUUGGCAAUCACCAUGGAGUGACAAGGUUCACAUCGUACCCGCAGCUCUUCACCACAUCCAUGGCAGAGCCCAAAUGGUCGGUGGUUAAGACGGAGACCGACGUGUUCCAAGACCAGUACUACCCGGCCGUCCACCUCGAUGGUGCCGGCGCCGGUUCCCUCUUCCACGGCAAGGACCGGAAGCACUUCCCGUUCCUGACCAACCACAACAAUGGCGGCGGUGACGUGGCCGCCGCGGCCCUGGGCUGCCAACCCUUCACCAUCACCACGACGGCUUCCUCAGAGAGCAGCAGCAAGCAGAGCAACGGCAACUGUGCUCUCUCUCUUCUGUCAGACAACCCGACACCAGCACAGACGGCCAUGAUCCCAACCGCGCAGCCCCUCGGCCCGGCGAUGCAGUACGGCAGGCUCCCUGGCAGCGGCGGCGGCAGCGGCGACGUCUCCCUCACCGGGAUGUCGUACAUGAGGGUGGCAGACAGCAGGCAGGCAUCCAUGCUGACAACUUCGUCACCCAGUCACACUGCAGUUGCUUCCCCUGGUCCGGCUACUGCAGCUGCAACACAGCACCAGCUGCAGUACCACCAUGGCUACUACCAUGUGAGCGGUGGCGAGCAGGGCAACAACCCAGAUGGUGCUGCCAUUCAGGCCCUUCCCUUCUCAUCGUGGUAGACGAGUUCUGAUGAAUCAUGUGCUAGGCAGGCAGUCGCUCUUGUUCACCAAACAUAUUGGUUGUAAUAGUAGGCUCGAUCAUACUGAAAUCCAUGACAAGUUGUCCAUUUCAACUUAUCCUGAUAGGUCUAAUUUAUGGAAAUUCUUCCCUAAGUUAUUAUGAUUCAGAAUCGUGUAAAAAUUCCACUUUCAAUAGCCCACAAGGUUGAACUUGUGCAUGAUUUUGGAUGCAA